AUGAUCGCGUAUGGUACUACACCGAUCGACCUGUACUUAGUUCCUUACGUGUUUGCUGGCUACAAGCCGGGUCAAGCACGAUUCAUCCUAUCGUCUUCAGUUGGUGUCAAGAAUUGGAGAGACGCCAAGCUGCCUCUCGACCCCGGCAUCGCACACGGUGACCUUCCGUCCCCGACAUUCGAGAGCCUCACUCCCCGCGCAGAAGGUCUCCAAUAUAAACUCGAAACAGAGCCAAUGGAGAAAGGAAAGGAAUCAGUUCUAUCUGAAGCUUCUUCACCCUUCGACAGGACGGACGCUGAUGUAAUCUUGCAAUCGUCCGACGAAGUGCAAUUCCGCGUCCAUCGAGUCAUCCUUGCUCUAGCGUCCCCCGUCUUUGCCGAUAUGUUUGGCUUACCGCCACCUCGAGCCCCUGACGGCACGACAAUGGAGGCCAUCCAGACCGUAUAUAUUACAGAGUCAAGCCAUGUCCUACGCAUUCUGCUGGACAUGUGCUACCCCGUUACCAACGUGCAAUUCUCCUCUCUCGACGACGUACACGCCGUCUUGAAGGCAGCAGUGAAGUACGAUAUGUCCAAAGUCAUUGCACUCGCAUACAGAGCGCUAUCGACCUUCAUAUCCAAGUCAGCUAUGCGAGUCUACGCUAUCGCAUGCCAGCUCGGCGCGGAGGAUGUGGCCAGAGAGGCCGCUCCGCACGCAGCCAUACAGGAACUAGUUCCAGGAAAUUAUAAGGCGGAAUUCGAGGGCAUGCCUGCUGGUUGCUUACACCGGCUCUGGGAACAUAUGCGUACAGACACCCAACAGGCGUCCUACUGCUACCCUGAACAGCUAAGGGAUCAGACGGAUACAAACGAAUCGCUGUCUCGCGUCAACUCGGCCACAUUCCUCCCCGACGCUCCAAAUGCUGACUUAACAAUUGUCACGUCAGACAAUGUGCAACUUCGCGUAUGCCGGCAGACAAUUUCGCUCUGCUCUCCUGUCCUCAAGGACAUGCUUGAGCUCACAACGUGCGACUCAUCAAGCACAUCUGGAGGUGACAUGAGCGAUUGUGGGCGUACUGCCGGAGCGACGUUGUCUGUCCCGGAAGACAGCAUUACUUUCGUACCGACUCUGCUGCUCAGUUAUCCUACGGGAACGCCAGAGAUGAAUGCCACUCAGCUUGUUUCCUUACUUCCAACCGCUGAGAAGUAUGGGAUGCAAAGGGCGAUCUGGUUCAUCAAGAGACAAUGGCCCGAAUUCGCUAGGAAUCAGCAGGCCUGCUCAAUAAAUUUCUUGUUCAUGCGUACAUCCGACGAGAUCCGCAGCAUAUACGUGCCGGAGCUGGAAACAUCCACUGCGGGGCUAUAUUAUCGCCUACUUCAGUACCAUGAGAGACGUGGGGAAAUCAUUCAUGGCAGCGGUCCCCGAAGUUGGCCGUCUUUGAAUGUGAAGGGAGCAAGUUGUCCAUAUUGUAUGAAGAACGGUCGGCCAUCAUGGAUGCCUCCUUGGAUACACGAGGCUGUGGUGAUACUGCGACAACGGCCGUCACCAUGCACGAUCAAUGAUGUUGAAGGGCAAGCGUUCCAGGCUUUGCUAUCGGUGGCAAUGUCAAGGUGUUCAAACUGCAAACGCAACGCCGUGAGCUUGCGCAAGCUGUGGAUGAGGAGUGGGCCACUGUACCCUUCGUGCUGGAAUAAAAAAGCGACGGGCGACGAGGAAACACCUUUUGGCGGCAGCGUCGUGGAAUACAACCGCGAGGAAAGCGGAAGCUACCUUCGCGCGCAUAAUGAAGUCUGA
Messenger RNA from Postia placenta MAD-698-R-SB12, 1773 nucleotides. RefSeq lists its product as hypothetical. The transcript has 5 exons. NCBI's taxonomy places the organism in Eukaryota, Fungi, Basidiomycota, Agaricomycetes, Polyporales, Adustoporiaceae. The record is from RefSeq and is a predicted model, not a curated record. Bases 1 to 1773 code for a protein of 590 amino acids. Gene Ontology annotation, molecular function: protein binding.